Gopherus flavomarginatus (Mexican gopher tortoise) is the source of this 4218-nucleotide messenger RNA. Its product is annotated as zinc finger protein 84-like. The transcript is spliced from 4 exons. Lineage: Eukaryota; Metazoa; Chordata; Testudines; Testudinidae. The record is from RefSeq and is a predicted model, not a curated record. Gene Ontology annotation, biological process: regulation of transcription by RNA polymerase II. Gene Ontology annotation, molecular function: RNA polymerase II cis-regulatory region sequence-specific DNA binding; DNA-binding transcription factor activity. The coding region runs from base 304 to 1803 and encodes 499 amino acids.
CUCGCAGCCGCUGCGGUGACUCUGGCUCCCAGGCUCCUGGCGAGAUCCCCGAGCCCCGGCGGCUGGUGCUGGGAGCCCGGAGCCCUGGCUGCAGCCGGGAGAGGGGAAUCUCCAGCAGGGCCCUUCCCGCUGCUCCCCAGGAGCCUCUCCCAGGGCAGAGCCCCCAGCCCGGCCCGGCCCCUGCCCCGGGGGGCCCCGCUCGGAGGGAAGAGGCUGGUGACCUUCGAGGAGGUGGCUGUGUAUUUCACCCAGGGGCAGGGGGCUCUGCUGGACCCUGGUCAGAGAACCCUCUACAGGGACGUCAUGUGGGAGAAUUAUGAGACUGUGACCUCACUGGGAUUUCCCAUUCCCAAACCUGACCUGAUCGCCCGGCUGGAACGAGGGGAAGAGCUGUGGAUCCCCGAUCUCCAGGCCUGCAAGGAAAAAGAGAUACCAAGAGGCACCCGCACAGCAGGUGAUGAGAGUGUGAGUGAGAAGGAGGAGGGGAAUCGUCAUGAGGAUGUUCCUGGGGCAGUGGAACCACAGGGGACCUUUGAGGGAAGAGCUGAAGGGAAUUUAUCCCAGUGCUUGGAAGAGGGAGAAGCCUGGGGAAAUUGGCACAGGUCAGAGAGGCUGCUGGAAAACCACCCAGAGAAGAAAAUGAAUGAAACUGUUAUAUAUGGAGGUGAAGACAAGGAUCCCACAGCCCAGCAGACAAAUCCCCAGGAAGAGAAACCCUAUCACUGCCUCCAGGGUGGGGAACAAUUCAUUCUGAGAUCACAGCUCGUUACACAUCAAACAGUCCAUACUGGAGAGAAACCCCAUAAGUGCCUGGACUGUGGGAAAAGUUUUAGCCGUAGCUCACACCUCAUUGGACAUUGGAGGACCCACACAGGGGAGAGACCCUAUAAAUGCCUCGACUGUGGGAAGAGUUUCACUGAGAGCUCACACCUUAUUAGACAUCAGAGGACUCACACUGGAGAUAAACCUCAUCAGUGUCUGCACUGUGGGAAAAGUUUCAUCCAGAAAACAGACCUUCUGUCACAUCAGACAAUCCACACGGGAGAGAAGCCCUAUAAAUGCUUGGACUGUGGGAAAAGCUUCAAUAACCGCUCAAACCUUACUAAGCAUCGGCAGAUCCACACAAGAGAGAGGCCCUAUAAAUGCCUGGACUGUGGGGAAAGUUUCAGCCACAAAUCAGACCUUACUGAACACUGGCGAAUCCAGAGGGGAGAAAGACCCUAUAAAUGCCUCGAUUGUGGGAAAAGUUUCACACAGAGAUCAGGCCUGGUUACACACCAGAGAAUCCACACAGGAGAAAAACCCUAUAAGUGCUUGGACUGUGGGAAAAGUUUCACACACAGAUCGGCCCGUAAUAGACAUCAGACAAUCCACACAGGAGAGAGACCCCAUAAGUGCUUGGAGUGUGGGAACAAUUUCACACGGAGAUCAGCCCUUAUUACACAUCAGGCAACCCACACAGGCGAGAGACCCCAUAAGUGCUUGGACUGUGGGAAAAGUUUCCCACACAGAUCAUCCCUUGUUAGACACCAGGCGAGCCACACGGGAGAAAGACCCUAUAAAUGUCUCGACUGUGGGAAAAGUUUCAUGCACAGAUCAAACCUCAUCUUACAUCAGAGAAUCCACACAGGCUAUAAACCUCAUGAAUGCCUUGCUUGUGGGAAAAGCUUCAGUAAGAGCUCAAACCUCACUAAACAUCGGAAAACCCACAAGGGUGAGAGCAACCCUAUGAAUAGCUUGACUGCGGGAAAAGAUUCAAUCCAAGCUCACACUUCAGUGAUACAGACAACAGAGGGACCUUGAAUGUGGGGGCAGCUUCGUUUGUUGCUUCCAUGAUAUCAGGCAUCCGCAAAUCCACAAAGGGAAGAAAACUCUGAGAUGUUCUCAGUGUGGAAAAUGCUCCAAGUGGAGCUAACGCCAUGUUGGACAUCAGAGCAGGGAAAUUCGAUCAGGGCCCUGACUGGGGCUCGCCGUGGUGACAAACCCAUUUCCUCGUUCCCACACACAUUAGGGGCGUUUGGCUCCCAAGAAUCCAGCUGCCCAGUGCUGGGGUGAGGAUCCAGCAGCAGCUGGUCAGUGACGCUCUGGCUUUGCCUGGUCUAAGCAAACCCCAGGCAGAGGAGGAGAAGCCCCCAUCAGCCCCUCCUCCCUGCUGCAGCCCUGGCUGCUGAGCUGAUGGGCCACAGGUGAGGGAAGGGAGAGAGAGAAACUCCUCCAGCCGCUCCCUCUGCCUGGCUGAAGUCCCCUUCUCUGCCUUCCCCUCCCAUCCCCCUGCCAUGGAGAUGAGAAGGACACUUGGGCCAGGCCCCACCUUCAUUGUAGACACCUGUCCCCAUCCCCCAUCUUCCACCAGCCCCUGGGCUGGGCUCCUCCACUGUCCUGGAGCUGUUCCCUGGAGGGGGAGUGUCCCUGGGAGCUGGUAACUCCUCCCCUCUCCAAAUCCCCCAGGGCGCUGGGCUCCGGGAGAUCAAAUAUUGAGGGAUCAGACUGAUGGGUUAUGGGGAGGGAACUGGGGAUGGAAUGGUUGGGGCUGGUGGAGCUGGGAAGCACGGGAGCUGGGUGCUGGGGCUAGCGAAUGUUUGGGGAUCAUGGAAUAAGAGGCGAGGGAGAGCACGGGUAGAGAGAUGCUGCCUCUCAUCACUCACCCCUUCUGCCCCUUCUCCCUGCCCCUCUGCAUUCAGACAGCACCACUGAGAGGGCCUGAUUCCCACAGAGGCAUUUGGGGAAGGCCGAGAGAUCCCACCUUCCCUUCUAGACACAAGAAAAUUGCUACAAAAAUAGUAAAAUCCUGUGUACAAGAAUAAAAACAGUCUUCCCGGAAAGAUUGGACAGCGCAGUGCUCAGGAUGAGAAGACAGCAGAAGCUGUGACUUGUGUCCUGUGGCGGUGAGAAGGAACUGUAGAUGCGGUCAGUCUGUCCCACACCUUAUCGCCUGGGGUGAGCCCACAAGCUGGUACAAGGGCACAUAUGUGGACCAACGGACACUCCGACUUUGAAAAGCUCUGGCUCCUGGCACAGUGUAGGCGCAUAAUCCUCAUGGAAUACAAUAGGGACUAUCACUCGAAGAAGAAAGACACUUGGGCCAGGCCCCAGCUUCACUCUAGACACCUGUCCCCCUUCAUCUUCCACCAGCCCCUGGGCUGUGCUCCCCCACUUACCUGGAGCUGUUUCCUGCAGGGGGAGUGUCCAUGGGGUUGGUAACUCCUCCUCUCCCCAAAUUCCCCAGGGCGCUUGGUUCUGGGGGAUUAAGAGUUAAGGGACAAGGAUGUAUUUUGGAAGGAAAUUAGACAUUAAAAGUUUGGGGCUGGAGGAACUGGAACCAAGGGAGCAGGGUGCUGGGAUAUCGAGUGUUUGGGGAUGAUGGGAUAAGAGGUGAGGGAGAGCGCAGGGGUAGAGAGGUGCUGCAUCUCAUCACUCACCUCCUCUGCCCCUUCUCCCUGCCUCCUCUGCAUUCAGACAGCGCCUCUGAGUGGGAAUGAUUCCCACAGGGCCUUUUGUGGGAGGCCUGGAGAUCCCCCUCAGCAACAUCAGCCUUGGAGGUUCUGUUACAGGAAAUGUGGUUGGGAUUAGCCAGCACAUCUCUGUGACCCUCCACCAGAUUCCUCCGGGGCUGCGGUGGGGAGAGAGGUGACAGGACUGGGGUUAGAUUAGGGGAGGGGCGCCCUGCGACAGGGCCGAGCCACCAUGGCUGGGGCCAGGCUACGCCCUACCACCCCAGCUGGCAUUGGGCAUGGGAUAGGGGUGCCCUGGCCCUGGCAGGUCUGUGCUGUAGCAUAGUUGGGGCCAGGUGACCUGACAGGUCCCCGGGUGGGUUCCUUGAGCACCUACACAGAGCUAAAUAGGUUGUUGUGCAGCCUUAGGUGGGGACAGUUAAAUGUGGUGUUUUAGCUUCUGUGCUAUUUCAGGGCAAUGGGGUGAGUCCAAGAGAUUCCCUCCUUCCCCCAGCACUGUCACCCUUCACACUCGAUGCAGUAGCCUCUGUCCCAGCAAUGGAGAGUUUUAUCCUGUCCCCAUUUUACCCGCUGCCUCCCAAGGUGUCACUUAUCACCAUGUCCCUGGCUCUCCAUGACAGAAAGUGUCCAAAUCCAAAUUAAUCUGAAGGCACAUUUUGACCUUUCUGAUCUUAUAGCCCUGUUUCCAUCUCUUGGGGUACGUCCACACUACCCGCCGGAUCGAUGGGUAGCGAUCGAUUUGUCGGAGGUUGAUUUAUUGUGUCUC